UGGCGUGCACUCCAGGUGGUCCAUUGAACAUGCGCCAGCCUCAACUGGCCAAGAGACGAUAGGGAGAUGCUAACAAGCAUUGAAAUCUGACAAAAUCUCAAACCUCACAUCUCAUUGGUCCUUUUCUUCCCAAUCUAUGCUCUUACAGAUAGCUUUCGCUGGGACAUGAUAAAUUUGCCUUCUUUGAGACCUAGAGAGAGGGAGAAAGACAGAGAAGGGAUGGUUGAGGUUGCAGCAGCAGCAGCAGCAGCAGCUGGUGGAUCUUCCAGCCUCAGCAGACUUCCCCUUGUCCGUGGAGGAGCUGCAGGUAGUAGAAGAGACGCUGCCAUUUGGAGAUGGCCGAAGAGGAAGGAGAAGAUGGCCAACACCAAGAAGCACAGAUUGCAUCACCGGUCUCAUCCUCCACCCCUUCCAACUGCAGCCAGGAGCUCAGCCAAUGACGCCAACAUCAGUGGCUUCGAUUCCCAGCCCGGCGUCGUCACCUUCUCCUCCAACAUCUCCACCGACAUUCCCCUCCACGAAACUCCCGGGGUCUCCUUUGAUGAAUACCUCUGCGAUCGACCUCGAGUCUUCCGAGCCAUGUUUCCAGACAAACGAAGAAGCAAGAGACUGAAUGAUGUGAGCCCUUUUCGUCUCUGUUUCCGUCCUUCUGCACCAACUGUAACAACUGGCUCAUUGCAGGAAGAGUGGAGGAUACAGAUGCUGCCGAUCCACUUCCUCUUUGCAUCGGCGAACCCGGUUGUCGUCAUGCGGCUGAGACACAAAUCCACUGGGGAAGAUUACCCGCCCGGUGUCCCUGGACAUGCCACCAGUGUCCUGGAGCUUCAAGCUACCAGGUGGGAGCUCCAAGGCCUCCAGGACAUCCAGAUGCCACCACAUUUUGCUCUCAGUGUCCAGGGAGUGCUGUAUCCAGAUCGGAGCAGCAGCAGCAGGAGGCUCAAGGGUCAUCUGGAGAUGGGCAUCAGCAUGAUCCUUCCUCCGGUCCUUCAAUUAGUCCCAGAAGAUGUCCUCAGAAGUAUUGCUGAUACUCUUCUGAGUAGACUGUUAAAGAAGAUGAAGCACGAAGUGGAUGUCGGCCUGAUCUCGGACUAUGCCAAGUUCCGGAGAGAGAAACUGAAGAAACAUGGAGCUGCAGCUCAAACUCCAGCAACUUCUUCUGAGCCGAGAGGGAUCUCCUGAGCUUGAAGUCAACGAAGUCUGUACCUGUCCACAAAACAGAAGAAGAAAUCUCGUGAUCUAAUUUGUUUUCUGACGAAAAAUUCUUGUUCAACGCAUUCUUCAAUGUAUGACAUGGAAAAAUUAGUGUACAAAAGAAGCUGCAGCAAUGGAUCAACAAUUUUAAUGGUGAUCAAGACAAUGAUAUAUAUAUAUAUAUUCUGGUGCUCUUGUAAUGCUUGA
Messenger RNA from Musa acuminata AAA Group (dessert banana), 1398 nucleotides. RefSeq lists its product as uncharacterized. Lineage: Eukaryota; Viridiplantae; Streptophyta; Magnoliopsida; Zingiberales; Musaceae. The record is from RefSeq and is a predicted model, not a curated record. The coding region runs from base 166 to 1179 and encodes 337 amino acids. The transcript is spliced from 5 exons.